GUACGAUAGUGACCUGAGCGUCCAUCUUAGGCUCACCGUCUUCAUCUCCAUAACUAUAUUUACGCCGUCUGCGUUUUUCAUCUCGGCUUUGCGGGUUUUUGAAGCUCAAAUUCACAAGGUAAAUCAAAUUGGAGGAGAAAUAUUCUCUUCGAGGAUACUCGACUAUUCGUCAAUGGCUGCCAUUUUAGCUCGGAAAUCUCUCCAAGCACUUCGCUCUCGACAGCUGGCUGGAGCAGGACAGGUUCUGCAGGGUUCAAAUUAUUAUGGUCUGCAAAUUAGUUCACAUUCAUUCUCCACAAAGCUAGAGGAUGAGGAAAGAGAGAAACUUGUGAAGGAGAUGUCAAAGGAUUGGAGCUCUAUUUUUGAGCGGAGCAUAAAUACACUAUUUCUUACUGAAAUGGUUCGGGGUCUGUCACUCACACUCAUGUACUUCUUUGAGAAAAAUGUAACGAUCAAUUAUCCAUUUGAAAAGGGUCCUUUGAGCCCUCGAUUUCGUGGGGAACAUGCCCUUCGACGUUAUCCAACUGGAGAGGAGCGUUGCAUUGCAUGUAAACUAUGUGAAGCGAUUUGUCCAGCACAAGCCAUCACCAUUGAGGCUGAGGAACGAGAAGAUGGCAGCCGUAGGACUACCAGGUAUGACAUUGACAUGACAAAAUGCAUUUACUGUGGAUUCUGCCAAGAGGCAUGCCCUGUUGAUGCCAUCGUUGAAGGACCUAACUUCGAAUUUGCAACGGAAACUCAUGAGGAACUUUUGUACGACAAGGAGAAGCUGCUUGAGAAUGGGGACAGAUGGGAAACUGAGAUUGCAGAGAACCUUAGAUGUGAAAGCUUGUACCGUUGAUCAAUCUAUUAACCGAUGACCCUAUCUGUGCCUACUUGCAGAUUCAUGAGAAUUCUCCAGUUUGAAAAUAAAGAAGGGAUCUCAUGAGGUUUUGAUGGUGUUUUUACAUUUUGUUUCGAUGUCCGGAGCUUCAUAAACAUGCUUUUAUAAGUUCUUUUUGCGUUUGGUACCUCACGUUUAAUGUUGUUGAUUAUCACCUAAAUAGAGGAAGAAAUAGGCAAUCUCAAAUGGUGAGAAAGGUCUACUCUUAUUAAAUCUGUUUCUCAGCUCAGCUCUGUUCCAACUUAUGUGAUGUCCUAUAUUUAAUUUCCCAAAAAUAAUUUGUUCCCAA
Molecule: messenger RNA, 1172 nt
Organism: Macadamia integrifolia
Lineage: Eukaryota; Viridiplantae; Streptophyta; Magnoliopsida; Proteales; Proteaceae
Product: NADH dehydrogenase [ubiquinone] iron-sulfur protein 8, mitochondrial
Exons: 8
Coding region: 173-841 (222 amino acids)
Biological process (GO): mitochondrial electron transport, NADH to ubiquinone; mitochondrial respiratory chain complex I assembly
Cellular component (GO): membrane
Molecular function (GO): NADH dehydrogenase activity; 4 iron, 4 sulfur cluster binding
Source: RefSeq, a predicted model, not a curated record